Ambispora gerdemannii is the source of this 1860-nucleotide messenger RNA. NCBI's taxonomy places the organism in Eukaryota, Fungi, Glomeromycota, Glomeromycetes, Archaeosporales, Ambisporaceae. The record is from the annotation of a GenBank genome assembly.
AUGUCGUACGUUCUCCCGUGGUCAUCUUUAUUAUUCCCGAUUUUCGAUUUAAUUAGACGUUUGUACGAGAAUCGAACUGGUGACCUUCUGCUUACUAGGCAGACGCUCUGCCAACUGAGCCAAGAAGGCAUUUCAUUUGACAAACGUACCAAUAAUUUGAUUUUAAUACGUUCUCUAAUCACACGCAGAGUCUACAUUACUACUCGUGUUAUAUGUUAUAUUUUCUACAAAGACAUUAUGAGUAAUAUUGACGUCGAAAUUCUUGAACUAGCUGGUGACGAGCAGAGCAAUGACUCACCAGAACAAGAAACCCCCAAAAUAACCGGAAAACGUAAAAAAAGUCCAAGUGAGUCUGAGGGAGAAUCUUCUGAUCACGAAGUUCAGGCACAAGAGGAAAAGCGCAAAUCUAAAAGAAUGAAUGAGGAUAAACCUAUUCUUCCUCAAGAAGAGGAGGACGAUGCAAUGUCUUAUGAUAGUGAUUUAAUGGGCGACGAGGAUGACAGGGAAAGGCUUCUAGAAAUGACUGAAGUGGAACGUGAAAAGAUUCUUUCGGAACGAGCUGAAAGGCGUCAGCAAAAAUAUGAUUUGAAUCUAGUAACAAGAUGGGCAGACAGCGGUCCAAAGAAAGAAGGAGACUCUACGAGAAGAUCUACACGUGCGAAGGAUGGCACGAAAAAGAGUACAAAAUAUUCGGAAUUAAAACGUGCUCGUGAGGAAAAAGGCCAAAAGAAGGCACAAUCAUCUGCAAAUAAUAACAAUGACAAUACUAGCAAUCAUAAACUUGAUUUAUCUGAUCUCGCGGGGCGCCUUUCAAUGAGAGAAUCUUCUCCUCAACCAGAUCGAAUAUUACACCGUGAAUUCAGACAGCCAAAGUUUACAGGAGAUGAACUAAAAUUUGAAGAUUUGAAAUCAAUUCAAAUCACGCGACGGCAAAUUGAGAAAUGGAUGUUUGAUCCGUUUUUUGAGAAAACUGUCAUUGGGUGUUUUGUUCGUCUCCAUAUUGGUAUGAAAGAAAAUGGAACACAAAUAUAUCGAGUUAGGAAACAUCAUCGAAACUAUAAGGUCGAAAAUACUUUGACAAACAAGUCGAUGUUAUUAAGACAUGGAAAGGACCAAAAAGUCUGGACCAUGGACAUCAUAUCAAAUGCAUCCUUUGAGCAGUCUGAAUAUGAUAGGUGGGUUUCCACGAUGAAAUUCUAUGGAAGACCUUUCCCAUCAAAAAAUGAUGUUGAAAAAAGGCGGGAAGCAAUCCAAGAAGCCUAUAAUUAUAACUUAACAGAGGAAGACGUUGCCUCUAUAGUCGCCCAAAAAAACCAACUACGAGGAUCACAAACGAAUCUGGUAGCGGAAAAACAUCAACUACUUACCAGAAGCCAAAUAGCUCAAUCCGAAAAUAAGUUUGCCGAGGUAGCGGAAAUUGCUGCAAAGAUCGAGGAAAUCGAUUCGUAUUUAAAUGAGCAAGCCAAACUGGCCGACAAAAAUCUGUACAAGUGGGCUCAAUUGAAUGAGAAAAAUCGGCGAAAAAAUUUAGAGGAUAGCAGAGCUGCCGAAGCAAGAGCUAAAGCGGAGAAAGCUGCUAAAUUGAAGCUGAAGCGGCGAGUUGAAGAAUUAGGACACGAUACGAGUACAGAAACGGUAGGAGAAAGCUCAACAGCCUCAACAAUCAACCAGCCUUCAAAAUCUCCGUUCCGUCCGAUUGCUCCACCGAUGACUAACCCUAUACACAUCACCGAGGAAGUCUAUCGGAAUUUGAAAGUUCGGAUUGUUGUUAAACAGGAUAAAGAUUAUGAGAAAAUUCAACCUCAAUAUCUUCAAGAAAUGAAAUAUAAAUAUGAGAUCACUGCGAGAAAUUUUAAAUGA